ACACACUUCCUCUCCCACUCCGGCACCUUGCCAUCUUGCGUCUUGCUGCUUGCUAUCCUCCCCUCCUCCUGUCCUCGCUCUAUCUUCUAUACUAUUAAAUCCACCCCCUUCUUUGGAUGUCCUUUUUUUUCACACAAUAUUCUCCUCACCCUGGUGCUCUCUUCAUUGUCCUCGCCUUCCGAUCCAUUCCUGCCCCCUUGCUGGUCCGUCCCUUAUCUCUUGACCUCGUAUGACUGUGACCUAUUUGACCCCAUUCUGCGCGACUGAACGGAGGGCAUCAUCUCUCCCACUCGUUCACCCUCCAAGACCCAGCAUCCACAAGAGAUGUGAUCGGUGAUCCACCCGAUCUCUGGCUGCCGAAUCCUGAUACAACGAGACUCCCCACCUAUUUGCGAUCAUCCACUGUGCGCCCUCGGCCAGCCCAUUCAUCAUGGCGACCGUCGUGGUUCAGCAGCAGCAUACAUUGCAGCAUUCGACCCCGCCGCCUUCACCUAUUCCCACUGCGCUCGCCAUCCCCCACCGAGUUAGCCCAAUCCCGAACAAGCAUCUGCCCGUCUGCCCAACUGGGCCCUCCCCAUCGGGGCCUGCCUCCCAAGAGUCCCCGGGGCUCCGAUCGGCCAAUGACCAGACGUCCUCUCUCCUGUAUCCCCCAGAGGGCUUCGUACGUCUGUCGCGCCCGCCAUCACCAACGGUCUAUGCCCUUGAUGGCGAGAAACUGGCUGCUGCAUUGAAUCACUUGGCAGCACAGCCUCUGCCAGAUCCAUCGCAAAUGUUCCCCUGGCUGCACGGUCUGCAUCCGGACAACCAUCUGCAGUUGGGCUUCUUCUCCAGUCGCAAGCGCUCGCUGCGUCGAACCCCGAAAUGCUGGCGCGGCAUCACUGUGAUCAAGCUCGGUGGAGAUCUGAGCAAGGCACGCAUCAAGGGUGCUGUGACCGCCCAAGAGGUGAUAACUCCCUCGGCACGCUUCUUGAUGUGCGAUCCACCCGAGGGAUUUUCGGUUCGGAACUUCCAGAUCCAGACGGCCAAACUGGCUGCAAUGUCAGAUAUUGUGGUCUAUGCCGAAGAUGGAUCUAGUAGAUCCGAGUUGCUUGCGUUGGCGGAGGAUUUCGCAACGGCCCAGCAGGCCUGGAGACUGAAGCAUGAUCCCGCCCAGGAGCGUCCGGCAUACAACACCUUUGUCCUGACUAGUAGCCUUGCCGAGUUCGAAAAGAAAUGUCCCGAUAUGGUGGCGAUCGACUCUCAUGGCCAUGCCACGGGUCAAGUUAUGGACUUUUUUCAAUGGGAGCGAAUUGAGAUGUGCAGUAUGUCCCGAGCAUCAGAAAUUUCCGCCAAUGUCUUCCUUGGACCUACCCCAGAGUAUAUCCUGAGACCAGGCACUUGCCAGCCGCCCAAAGAGGAGGCCUAUGAUCUUUUGAUCGAAGCCAGCGAUUUGGCCAACAUCCCCGGUCCUCGACUUCUCGGCAUGAUUGACAAGCAACUCGAAGGCGGCACUCAGCGUAUGGAGUUUCCCUCGUCGGGUUCGAUCGUUCUUCCCUCCGGCAAUACCCGUGAAGUGGAAGACAUCGUCAAUACGAUCCGUUGGAUCUAUUACUUGGCAAACCCAGAACAGCCUGCCGAGGUAGUUGACCACGAAGGUGAUGUGGCCAUGACCCAAGCUGGAAAAAAGCCCUGCCGAGUGUUGAUUCACUGUGCCGAUGGAUACACUGAGAGCUCGCUGCUCGCCGUCGCAUAUUAUAUGUUUGCCGAGGGAGUUCCUGCCCCGGAGGCAUGGCUUCAGCUGCAUUGUAACAAAAAGCGCAACUUCUUUACCUACCCGACAGACGUUGCAUUCCUGAGCCACAUUCAGCCGCGUCUGUUGCAAGAGAGUCCUUCCUCGCAAUCUAUAGAUACAUCGUGUAUCUGGGAUCCCGACUGGUUCUUGAAGAUGGAUGGAUCUCUCCCUAGCCGGAUUUUGCCGUAUCUGUAUCUGGGUAAUCUCAACCAUGCGAAUAACCCGGACUUGUUGCGGGAGCUCGGCAUUCGACGUGUCUUGAGCAUCGGCGAGCCUGUCAAUUGGAGUCACGAGGAACGCCAUAAAUGGGGCGGUGACCACCUGAUGUUCAUUGACAAUGUGCAAGAUAAUGGCAUCGACCCUUUAUCAGAGGAGAUUGACCGGUGUCUGGAGUUCAUCGGCAAGGGAAAGAGCGAUGGAACCGCAACCUUGGUUCAUUGUCGCGUGGGUGUUUCCAGAUCGGCCAGUAUUUGCAUCGCUGAGGUGAUGGCCUCUCAGGGCCUGUCCUUUCCUCGUGCCUAUUGCUUUGUCCGGGCUAGACGGUUGAACGUGAUUAUUCAGCCCCAUCUUCGAUUUGUCUACGAGCUUCUACAGUGGGAACAACUGCAAAAGCAAAAGCGAGGCACCCCUUCAAAACGCGAGUUAGAAUGGGCGACCGUCUCGCGUGAGAUCGCUCUCCUGAACAAACCGUACUCGAGAACCUGAUUUACAGCACAAUGCUACCCUCAUACCGUCAGCCUCUUCUUCGAAACCCUGCAUACACUUCUCGAAGCUCCGACUUGAUAGGCCCGCUUUCGAUAUUCUUAAUAUUUGUUCGUUCACUUUGGUGAAUUUCACCGUUACCUUGCGCAUGGCCGAUUUUCAUCAUACCGGCUCCUUUUUGAUUUCUCUCCGGCCAUGCAGGACUUUUGGUUCUUUUCCUAUUAUAUUCGGACGAUUUGACACACGACUUUUUGAACGAGGGAUGACUUGUUGAUUGAUUUGUAUUUGAGUUUGGCGCUGGGCGUUGCGAGAAUUCCCCCGAUGGAUCGAUGGCAAUGAUCCAACCACAUGGAUUGACGAUGCAACGCUACAUCUUACCUUGACAAUUUCCUACCACACUUUUCCGUUUCGACUUUGCAACCAUGGCAGGUCAAUUUCCCUUUCUUCCAUGUCUCCGGGUUACGCACCGCUUUUACCUUUUUAUUUCUUCCGGGGACUUUCCGAUGCCUCAUUGUCCACACCAUCAGGCUGCAGAAUAUGGAUAAUUUGUGUUCCUUAUUGUACUUCAUCAUCUCUGAGGUCAGGAAUAUCGAGCGAUCAUCCCUACUGAUACAGGGUUUGUGGGCAGAUUUUUCGCGGUUCAUGGAUCUUAUGUGCCAAACUGACACCGCAUUUCUUUUUUUCUUUCUUAUCUUUUUUAUACCUUCAGGCUGUACUGGAUCAAGGCCAUGUGUUACAGGGUAUGGGCAAGGACGGGCAUGGUCAAUCGUCAGGACUACGGGAUCUACAGUAUCUUAUUUUGAAUGCUAUCCAGGGGUCUGGAGUUUUUCUUUGUCUUUGUAACUUGUAUCCUAUAUUCGUAACUGAUAAGUCUACGGUUCGUGCCGGGUUGUUUGGGACGCUUAGCAUCGCUCAAAUACUCUGUAAAGACCCUUUAGAUCGGCAACCUCGACUACUCCCUUAAGCAUUCGGGAUGUAGCAACCAAUCGCGAGCGAAUGGCCGGGAAGACAGCAUGCUCCAACAUUCUCAUCAUCUGCGCACGGCGCGCCUGGAUUAAUGGAUCUUCGUUCCAUUCUACUGGGUCCUCUGCGUUGGGUUGGGGGCGUUCCUGCCCGGCCUCCGUAAUGGGAUUCGCUGAAAGAUCCCUCGACGGCGGUGACGGGAGAACUGGGAGUUGCUCUGGUGUAUAAAAGGCAGCCAGCUCACGCAAGAAAGUACGGAAGCACUCCUCCUCGCCCGUCCAGUCCACGUACGGACCAAGACGAAGUAGGAAGCGCGGUAGCUUCGCUAGCGAUGGGACAUACCCCUUCAAGAGCAGCGGGAGCGUAAGCAACUCCCCGUCUUCACUGACUUUCAUCGAAAAGUACUCGUCAAGCAUCUCCCGUCGCUCGACCAGGGUCCGGGAGAUUGAUUCCGCGGCCUUGACCAGAAUGCUGGCAGCUUCCGGUUUAUUUCCGUCUGCUUGUUCCUCUGUCUCGGCAUCAACUGCAAUUUUCAGUAGAUCGACCAGCUUCGGCGGUGGAUCUAGGGUGAUCACACCGAAGUUUCCAAAAUCUGUUAGGCCGACUUGGUAGAAUAAUUCGUUGCAUGCGAGUCCAUAGUCUACCAGGUAGAGUUUCACGCCAGAUUGAAUGGCGACGAGACGGCGUCGCUCGUCUACCAGGCCGACGUAUGUGUGUGACGCAAACAUCUCGGUCAAUGUGUUGUGCAUGGUGGCACGAACGGCGCUGCGGAGAUUUUUGACAGAUGUCAGGGCGAUUCGGAGUGGCUGGCGAUCUGUGAUCUCGUACUGUAGUCCGUCAUCUUGAAUGGCGGGUGGUGGGAUGCCGGGCUCGGUAGAUAUACCCUGGCCAGACGGUGAUGGUACGGGUGCGGGAGUGAGCAUCGAGGUGAUUUUGCGGAUUUUGGAGUCCGUUCGGACUAGAUUAUUUUCGUAUGGGCGUUUCAUUGGUGCCGGUGUCUUGGGAGUAGCCGCUGCUUUCCCAUCCGCGGCAUCAUCUUUAGAUGAUGGUUGAAGUGUUUCGAUGGUCUGUACGCCCGGAAGGAGACUUUGAGUGAGAAAGGUACGACUCGAGUCGACUUGAGCUAAUUUGGACCUGAUCUCGUCGCAGACCAUCUCGAUGAUCUCGUCUUCGUUCAAAAAGUUGACCUCCCUCUUCGUCGGGUGGACAUUGACAUCGACGCGAUUGGGUUCGAUCUCUAGGUCGAGAUACAGGAAAGGAUGGCCACCUUUAGGCAAGAAGGCUGAGUAGGUCUGUUCCACGGCCCGUUUGAUUGCGGUCGAUUCGACGGCGCGAUGGUUGAUGAAGAGGAGGAUAGCGGUCUUCUUAACAUGGUAGUUGGCGUUUGUCGCAAGACCCGAAGCACGAAAACCAAGCUUAUCUUCAGAGACUUUGAACUCGACCAACUCGUUGGCGACCGCGCUACCGUGAAUUUGGCGAAUCCGGUCAAUUGUAUUGGCAACUGACGGGGUCGAGAUACUGACCCCUGAAUCGCCAUGCUUGCGACAUGAGAAAGCGACUCCAGCACAGUGUACCGCAUACCUGCCGACCACGUCGAGGAUCUUGGCAUACUCUUCACUUGCUGAGCGAAAGGCGCGACGACGAGUGGGAACAUUGUAGAACAAAUCCUCC
Molecule: messenger RNA, 5107 nt
Organism: Penicillium brasilianum
Lineage: Eukaryota; Fungi; Ascomycota; Eurotiomycetes; Eurotiales; Aspergillaceae
Source: the annotation of a GenBank genome assembly